Molecule: messenger RNA, 1395 nt
Organism: Trichoderma aggressivum f. europaeum
Lineage: Eukaryota; Fungi; Ascomycota; Sordariomycetes; Hypocreales; Hypocreaceae
Exons: 1
Coding region: 1-1395 (464 amino acids)
Source: RefSeq, a predicted model, not a curated record
AUGUUCGAAAAAGCACGAAAUCAAGGUCGAUCUGACGACCCAUCACAAUUUUGGCUUGAGGGUUUGCUGUACCUCUUGCAGACCAGUCACGAGGAUCUUCUGACUGAUGCGGAUAAGAAUGCCUGGGCACACACAUAUAGCCAUCUUAUCGAGCGAUAUUCUCUUCAAAUUUGGAGAGCUGCCGAUGAUCAUGAAUUCUUUCUUAAUGAAGGCCUGGCGGAUUUUGAAGGCGAUACAGAGUCCUAUUUAGGGGCAGAAGAGAAGGAAAACGGAAGACUCCAGCUCGCCAUGUUGACGACGGACGAUGUCAUGCACAUUAUCUUUCCAAUCAGUCCGGAAAUUGCCAUAAUCUUUUGCGAUGAAUCUCGUUGUUGGGAGUCACCAUUCGCUGAGCUUCUGCACAAGCUGAAGAUUCCAUAUCCGGAAAAUUCUUUGCUAAAAGGAGCGCCUCAUAAGGAUAUCACCAGCAUUCAUGUGCCGGAGCAAAAGAGAGGGAAGAAAAGAUGGCCAGAAACGGAGGCAUGGAGAGUAAAUAUUGGCAAAUUGUCGGCAGAGCAUCAUCAAAUCAUCAAUUCGUACUCACUCCUCCACGCGCAAUCCUUGAUUAUAGUCCGAAGUCGAGAGCGCUUCGAGCGAGCUAAGAGAUCAUGCGCUUCGUUCAGUAAAGCCAGAAUUGAACGAUGGGAAAGCCAAGGGAGUCGAUAUACCCAUCAUAAAGAUGCACCAAGACACACGGAAAUUGGACCAGAACCAUCCGGAGAGCAAUUAGGCAGCAUCGAGACCGAUUUGAUGCUUACUCCAGAUAGGAUCAUCAGCGCCAUUCACACUACGAAUGAGCCUUCACUGAUAACUAAGAAAAAUAUGCUUGAAUCUUGGACGUACAUAAGCGCAGUAGAGUCUCUCAUGGUUAAAGACAGAAAUCUGCAGCCAGGCCCUGUGGGUGGGAUAGCAGGAAUACACCCAGCAACGAGAGCGGCUUUCGAAGCGGCAUACCCGCCCAAGCAUGUCAAUCACAGAGAUCUCAUUGAAAUGGAUUUCGAGGACUUCUUCGACAAUGGUCUUGGAGAACAGAUGUUUGCUAGAUUGAUGGACAAUCUCCGUGCCAAAGCAAGAGAACUGGUACGCGCCGAAUCUUUUACAACCCACUGGGACAGUUGUAAAACCGAUUUGCAGAAGGACCUUGCCAAUACGGAUCAUGUGAAAGGAGAAAACGCGAACUUUCUCCUCGAAAAUCAGACUUUUCGAACAGAUUAUAUAUUGGCUCAGAGGUUUGCCCUUUUGCGGUGGAUGUUUGAAGAACGGCAGGAUAUAUUGGCAGUCUUUGUGGCGCAGUUAUCCAAACCUCUGGAUCAAUUAUACCCCAAGGUCAUCCGCACACGUGCGCCGAGAACUUGA